GCAAUACUUUUAGCAGGUUGAAAUUACUGGAGGACUGUGACUUCUGUACAUUUUGAAUUAAUAUAAUUUUCUUUUAAGUAAGCUUUUGUUUUCAGCAUGUUUUGAAAUAACAAGAGUUUGCUAGAACUAGAGGUCUGUGGUGGACAUUUUUUAUAGUAGUGAUAUCCUGAUGUCACCUUACCUCCAUUUGGCCGUUCUAUUUAAGUUUUGCAACUGCUCCAGCUCUACCUCUAUGGGUCUUUCGCCUCUUCCCGUGCAGUUCCUGCUCCUUCCCCUGGCUGUGUUUCCUCCAGGACUCUAGUAUUCUCCCCCCUGUCUUUUUGUGUGCUACUCUGAAAUCUCUUUUCAUCCUGACAUCCUCCAAAGUUAGUGAGGGCUAGUUGUCUGUAAACAUCUUAUGUUCUUUGCAUGGUAGUCUAUUUAAUGUUUUAAUAAAAUAGUGCUAGGAACUUAAUGAUGAGCUUUGAUAUAAUUUCUGGUCUCUCUAAAGAGCAAGAAAAUAGAAUCAUUAGCCUCUCCAGAUGGGUAGGAGGCUAGAAGUCGGAGGAACCACUAUGCAUGCUGCAUUUCAAUGACCAGCUAUAAUCUUAAUUUUCUGUAUUGUAUUUUAAAUAUAGCAGUGGGAAAUGGCUAGACUGGUCAGUUUGCUGGAUCUGAAGGUUUUAGCUGCAGAAGUAGAGCUUUCUUUGUUCAUCUGCUGUGUGUACUUCCUAGUAAUGCCAUUAUAGCCUGUCACAGAUGUGACAGAGAUCCUCAUUGUUUCCUCUUAAGGCUUCUUUGUUGCCCUCGUUGUUCUCAGUAGGAAAUCUAGUGUACUGGUUAAAACCUUAAUAUGAAUGUUCUUCUGUCAGCAUGAGCAUGAUUUGAUAAAAUGGUUCUGACACCUCUUAAAUCUUGAGCAUUUCCCAUUUAUUUUAAGGAAGUUUUGAGAAAAUUAUUCAGACAAGAAAAAUAUUGAGACUGAUUUGAACAACUGACUAAUGUUUUUACAUAAUGUAAAAUUGCAUUUAAUUGCAUUUAAAUUUAAUGUAAUUAUAUUUUGUUUACACUGGCUUACUUAAAAUAUAACCUACUGACCUAUUUGAUAUCUUAAACACCUAAUUUGAUCUUGGUCUUUUGUCAAAGUUGCGCUACACGAUUUUCCAGUAAAGCCCGCAUGGAGAUGAACCAAAGGUAACUUAAAGUAGCUUCCUUUGUUUCAAAAAGGCAUGGGAUCUGGAAAGUUUUUUACACAAGAAAAUAGUGAAGGGGUGACUUAUACCAAAUGGUAACCUAAUAUUUAAAAUAACAUUAAAGUUAGGUCAUCCACCUGCACUAAUGUGCAUUUUUGUUAUAGAACAAUAAAUAUGCUACUUGUAUUAUACUACCAAAGUUCUCCUCAGUUCAUCGUGCCUGUACUUUGACUGCAUCAUAUGUCCCUUUUGCCAAAAUAAGCAUUUCUGUCACCAGGUACAAAGUGUCUGUCUCGCUCUGACAGUGCUUGAACUAAAGGCUAGCAAAGUGAUGCUGCUUGCAUUUAAGGUCAGUGCCUAUGACUAGGUAAACCAGACUGGCUUCUUAUUUUUCUUACAGAUGUUUUAAUAUGCUUAACAUUAUCCAAUACCAGCAACUGAGAUAGUCUAAAUACCACAGCAGGGACUGAUUAGCUUUUUCAGAUCACUGCCUUUAUUUGCUGUUUGCAAAGAAGCUUAAUCCAGUGCUGGAGACCAGGCUUCCUGCUGUGCACUUGGGUAGCUUUCUCUCAUUCUUUGUGUUCACAGUGGCAGAAAUUAGUGAGAAGACUUCUCCUGCCUCAGAAUUUAAAACUUCAAAAUAGUAAUGAUAGUAGCUGUUCUUGUGGGUGUUUAAUGGACAGUGUAAAGAGAUUGUAUUUGGUUGGAUUUUUGGUUUUCAGUUUUCUAAAUUCAUCUGCUGCUAUCCCCAGACGGGUUAGGUGCAGAAAGCAUGCAGUGUUGGAUUUUGCACUUGAUAAUAUUUGCUUUAUACCGGUAAAUCUGGACAUCUGAUAAACUUUUGUCUUACAGCAUGAUGAUGUGUGGAUUCAUUUAUUUUCCUGAAACAUUUUAAAAUUCAAAUGCGACUUGGAAAAUGCCUGAAAUUAACCAUCCUAAUAAUAAACUAUUUGUAUUCUGGGUGCCCUCUGAACCAACAGCAAAUGGUCUCAAAUAGAUUUCCUUAGCCUGUGAGAAUAGACAAACAGAUACUUCAGCUUGAUUUUCAGUAUUGCUUAUCUGCUCAUUGAAUGGAACUGAAAGUCAUUUAAUAUACUUGUGCCUCAUCCUUGAUUCAUCUGAAUUGAGCUUUCCUGUGUAAAGUUACUAAAAACAAAGGCCAUGAUUUGAAAGUCUGAGUUUUGGUCUGCUUCCUUACCAAACACCAAAACUAGACAUUGGGCUGUUUGUAGGAUCCAAUUAUUUGAGGGAGGGGAGAAGGGGACAAGUGGGUAUUCUGGGGCCCAUGCCCCCUGGGAUGUGGCUUUCUUUUUUUUUUCUUUUUUUUUUUUAAAGUGACCAGUUGCUAGUUAGACCCAUAGAAAAUCUUGGAUUUUAGGAGUUUAAAAAAGUAUAAUUGGGCCACAGUAUCAGUAUUUACAGUGAUUUAUAAUUUAUAUGAAGGAAGAAGACUUUCCAAUCUUCUACUGUUCCAUUGCUUAACAUUGGAUAGCUUUGUACAUAUUUUGGCCUUUUUGACAAUAACUCGAGGCCCCUUGAAGGUCAGUUGGUGGGGGAAAUGUACCCUUUGCCUCCCUGGUAGCAACAUGACAACGGCCAUGUGCUAAAUGUAGUAAAUUGAAGAUCUUUUAUUAAUAGAAAUUUGUUUUGGACAUUUUCUUUUAGCUUAGAAACAUUCUGCCUCCACAAGGAAGAAAUAUUUUAAACAUGCUUACCUAGUGACUUAACUUUCAAAACAUUUAUUUAGAUCAUCUAUACACGCUGCAGGAAACCAGGAGAUUUCUGCUUCAAGUGUAAAUCUGUAGAAUAAGAUUUUCUAAUUACAAAAGCAUGAACAUUGAUGACUGCAACAAGUAAAUUUAUUAUUGCAGUGGUGCUAUCACAGUUCCUCUUUCCUUUAUGUACGUUCUAAUGCCAUUAGUUAGAAAAAUCCCAUAUUUGAUGCUUGAAAUUGAUAUUUUUGCAGUUUAAUAAUUUAUCAAAACAUUUUCAAUUGAAACUGAAAUACUCUAAACAUUGUAUUUGGUUUUAGUUGUGCAUAAACUCAAGUUCAUCAGGCUUAUUGGUACAUAAAUAAAAGUAAAGUUUCAGGAAAUUCAGAGUGCUUUUGAAUGUAUUUAUGUAUAAUAUUGGCUCCUUAACAGACCUCCUGUUGCACUGCAUCGAUAAUGAUUUAUUUUAUUAACAGGAAAAAGAGAAUACACACAAUCACUGCUGUGAUAUUUCUAUAUUUUUAAUUUUCCUAGCAAAAGCUACAAGGUUUUUGUAAUAGACUUGGCUAUAUCCUUUAGCUUUUGUUUUUUAUAGAAACUUACAACUUUUACUACUUAAAAAUAAUUCCUUUCUUUGUUUCAUGUAUUAGAAACAAUGAGGAAAAGCUGAAGUCUGCCCAAGCCAGGUGUUUCUUGUUGGCAGCCUGCUCCCUAAUGACUCUGGCGCUCAUACAGCAGCUGCCUGCUAGUCUCCUUUGUAUGGCCUAUUGUUGCUGCACACCCCUCGUUAAUACACAUGCUGCCUGGGGCAGACCCUGAGAAUGACAUCAACUUGCUUAUCUUAGAAACCUACAAACCUGAUGCAGGGUGGGGAGGUUGCCUUGCAUCUGCCUGGCCAACUAAUUGUGAAUUCUCUGGCCUAUGAUUGGCUGUUGUUCCACUCAGUAAUAGGUUAAGCAAAGACAUUGCCAUUCCAUCUGUUCAACCAUUCAUUGUUCUGCUUGCUUGCCUGGAAGUCUGCAGCUGAAAUCGUGUUAAGGAGUUGCUUCUGGAACUGCUACAAGAAACCAAUGUCUCUGUGUUUUCCAGCUAACAUAUUAGGUUGAAGAACACAUACAAUGUACACUCCAUGAACCAGUGUUCCAAGGAUCCUCUAAAGAAAAAACACUACAAAGACCUUCAUAUACCAGUUGGGAGGGAAAGAGGGCACAUAAAAGGGUUAAAAAGAGGUUUGCAUUUCUACCACAUGCCCUAUUGUGUGAACAUAUGCAUAAGUCUAUUGAAAGUUUUCAGAAGAUGGGCAGGCCACCAGUUGCUGGUCUCCUGCAGUUCCAGUAGACAUCUGUUGCCCCAGAGCAUUAACCAAUCUGUUCAAUGGGACAUCCUUCCUUUGUUAGACAGAGUGAUGCAGACAACAGUACUCCUUGAAAUACAAUGGUAAUUAAACAUACAGAAACUACUGCAGGAGGUAUUUAUUACAUAUUCAUUAUUUUAUUUUCAUUGUUGCAAUAUCUUUGCCAUUUGGGAAGCUAGGACAUUUGUUUCUAUAUUGGUAUUCUGAAAUUCUGUAUGACAAACAGUUGUGUUUUUUUUAACAAGCUGUGGUCUAAAUAUUUACUACUUGCUGUUUAGAAGAUCUAGGAAUAUUUUAAGUAUUGUGUAAAAAACCAAACUUUUUCGCUGUUGUAGAAUUUGUCUUUAAAAACUUGGAAGCUCUUUUAAGAACACAUGCCAUUGCUAUUAUAAAAUUUUAUGUCAUAACACACUGUUUCACUUAUUGCUUUUUGUGCCAUGUAAAGUUUGCAUUAAACUAUUUUGAAUUUCAGCUGUAAUUGGACAACUUUCAUAAUAUUAAAAGUUUAGAUCUAUUUGCACCUGACCUCUUGAACAGUAGAAAUGUCUAGUUCAAAAUUAAUGUUGGUAGUUAGCGGGAAAUGGUUUUGCUACUGAAUUUGAAGAACAGUAGAUGGAAAAAGGUUGCAAUUCUGUAACAUAAUGGCGUUGUAUUCCUCCACAGUGUUAAAUGUAAACCCCUGACUUAACAAGUGUGUUUGAUAAAUGGGUGUAGUAUUUGAUGAUGAUAGUAAUCCUAUAAUAAUGGAGCCUGUUUAAAAUAUGAAGCCACAUUUGGUUUUAUAGCUUUGGGGGAGGAGGGUUAUGGUUUGCAGGUUUUUUGGUGUAAAGAGUAUAAGUACAUAUGCAUUCAUAAGUUAAGAACCCUUCCUUUUCAGUGUAAUGAUAGCCAAUGGAGAUUACCUAUUUUUGUAUUUAAAAAUUUUAUAAAUUCAAAAACUAUUGUUUAGUAGUUUUAUUGAAAGCAUAAGAACUAAGUACAAUAAUUUAGUUAAUAGGUUUAUUUCUUUGGUUACUCAUUUUGUGUUGAUACACUUUUUAUUUUUAUUUUAUAUAUAAAUAUAAUUGUAUCAACACAUAUGUGGCACUCAGAAUAGUUCAUAGCAAGUAAUUUCAUCUAGAUUAUAUGGUAUCUAUAAAGUUUUCUUAUAAACCAUGGUCUCAGUAUAAGAGUUUUAUUGUAAAUGACACACAGAGAGCUUUUACGUUUUUAUGUUACUCCCUGAACAAAUUCAUUCUCUUUAUUUCUUGUGGGCUUCAUUAUGCUGUCAACAGGUGCAUUAACAUUUGACUGAAAGAACCAAAAAUAAUUUAGGUUAGUUUGCUCAGGUAGAGUGACUGGCAUUUCUCCCUUCACUAUCUAGCUCAAAGUAAAAUAAUAAACUCUAUAACAAUGAAAAUUAGAUAUCAUAAUUAAAUCCUAAUAAUCAAUGAAUAUUGCCUAGGACUUUGUGUUGGGAGCUCCCAAGCCUAACAUUCUAAGGAGGUGCUGCAGCAGAUUAUUUGCUGCCUAUCACAGAUGCUGUAGAAUUUGUCUGAACAUACAUAAAACUUGCAUGCAGGUCUGACAGCAGGAAUGGUAUGCUGCUUAUGCAAAACUUAAAGUAUUGCUUGAACUCAUAAAGAUCCCUAUAAAGAAAAUGAACAUUGACUGAUAUACUUCAAGAGACAGCAUCACAAUCGCUCUGCCUUUUAACUAAAUCAGGUCUAUACAGAAAAAUAUUUUCUACUUCUAUCAGUCUAAACUAGAUUAAACUGCUGGAAAAAAAUCCUCUUUGGUUACAAACCAAAAAUGGAAUACGGGACACUUUAUAUUCAGGAAUACAGGAAAAACAGCAAAGUGGAGUCGAGUACAUGCAGCAGCUUCAUGGGCUUGAAGGAUCAUCUGGGGCAUGACCUAGGCCAUCUUUAUGUGGAGCGAACUGACACACAAAUAAAUGCAGUUGGAUCUUGGUCAAUGGUGGAGAAACCAACAAUGGAUAAAGUUAACUCUAGGAAGGAAGAUGCAGAUAAGGAGGCAUCUGAGGAGACGGGAAGCUCCAGUUGUGAUUCAGAAGAAAGCACAAAUUCUGAUAAUGAGUCAGAGAGACUGAAUAACAUUACAGCAGAAUCACAUCUACUACCUAAGACUCACCGACAACUGUGCAGGUCUCCCUGCUUACAGCCCCACGUACAAAAACGUUAUGAAAUCUUACAAGAUCUUAAAAUAGAGGAGGCCCAGAUAGUAUCUAAGGAAAUAAAGAAGCCCCCUGAUGUGGUAAAGGAAUAUCAAACCAAACUGGAGUUUGCACUUAAGUUAGGUUACUCUGAAGAACAGGUUCAGCUUGUGCUAAAUAAGCUUGGCACUGAUGCUUUAAUCAACGAUAUUUUGGGAGAACUUGUCAAACUUGGAAAUAAAACUGAGACUGACCAGCCUGUAAAUAAUGUUAACACAAAUGUAAUGCGUGAAGCAUCUUCUAUAGAGUCUCAGAGGUCUGAGUCUCCACUUCAGGAGGAUGUGACUGAAGAUGGAGAUAACCUGAGGCCAAUAGUUAUUGAUGGCAGCAAUGUGGCAAUGAGCCAUGGGAACAAAGAAGUAUUUUCUUGUAGAGGAAUAAAAUUGGCAGUAGACUGGUUUUUGGAAAGACGCCACAAAGAUGUUACAGUGUUUGUGCCAGCAUGGAGAAAAGAACAGUCAAGGCCUGAUGCUCUUAUCACAGAUCAAGAAAUCCUGCGCAAGUUAGAAAAAGAGAAAAUUCUGGUGUUUACGCCAUCCCGUCGUGUGCAGGGGAGAAGGGUGGUAUGCUAUGAUGACAGAUUCAUAGUGAAGCUGGCCUUUGAGUCAGAUGGUAUCAUUGUGUCUAAUGAUAACUACAGGGAUCUAGCUAAUGAAAAGCCAGAAUGGAAGAAGUUCAUAGAUGAGCGAUUGUUGAUGUAUUCAUUUGUCAAUGACAAGUUCAUGCCUCCUGAUGAUCCUCUUGGCCGUCAUGGCCCAAGCCUUGACAAUUUUCUAAGGAAGAAACCUAUUGUACCGGAACAUAAGAAGCAACCAUGUCCAUAUGGAAAGAAAUGUACCUAUGGACACAAAUGCAAAUACUACCACCCAGAAAGAGGAAAUCAACCUCAGCGGUCUGUAGCUGAUGAACUUCGAGCCAUGUCUAGAAGCACAGCUGCCAAAGCUGCAAGUGAAGGAGGAGGACUGGUAAAAAGCAACAGUGUUCCUUGUAGCACUAAGACUGAUGGCACUUCUGAUCUCAAACGUGCUGCUCCAAAGAGGCAAUCAGAUCCUAGUAUAAGGACUCAAGUCUACCAAGACUUGGAGGAAAAGCUUCCCACCAAAAAUAAAUUGGAAACCAGGUCUGUUCCUUCUUUAGUUAGUAUACCGAAUUCUUCAGUUGUAAAACCCCAAAGUACUGCACCUUUAAGCAACGGCCUUCCAUCCGGGGUUCAUUUCCCACCUCAGGAUCAAAGAUCACAGGGACAAUAUCCUCCAAUGAUGAUGGCAACCAAAAAUCAUGGGACGCCAAUGCCUUAUGACCAGUACCCAAAAUGUGAGUCUCCUGUGGACGUAGGCUACUACUCUAUGCUGAACGCUUAUUCAAAUCUAAGUAUCUCUGGUCCACGCAGUCCCGAAAGGCGUUUCUCCUUAGACACAGAUUAUAGGAUUAGCUCUGUAGCUUCUGAUUGUAGCAGUGAAGGUAGUAUGAGCUGUGGUAGUAGCGAUUCCUAUGUGGGUUACAAUGAUCGGUCUUACAUGAGUUCACCUGACCCACAAUUAGAAGAGAACUUAAAGUGCCAACACGUGCACCCACAUAGCCGCCUUAAUUCACAGCCCUUCCUGCAGAGUUACCAUGAUCCUUUAACAAGAGUGCAAAGUUACAGUCAUGAAGAACCAAAGCAUCAUCACAAACCUCCUACUCCAUACAUGUCUGUACAUCUACAGCAUCCUACAGUUGGUGCUCGUUCUAGUUGCCCUAAUGAUUACUCUGCUCUUCAAAGUUUGCAACAUUCAAAGACCAUGCAUCUGGGGAGGGCACUUGUAUCCACAAGAAUAGAUAGCGUUUCAGACUCACGUUUAUAUGAUAAUUCUCCGUUAAGACAAAGAAAGCCUUAUUCCAGCCAAGAUGGGCUUGGAAGUUGGGAUAGGCAGAGUUAUGGGAUUGAUGCAUACGGCUAUCGUCAGACUUACUCCUUGCCUACUAACCCCACUCAGCCAUGUUACGAGCAGUUUGCCUUCCAAAGUUUACCUGAGCAGCAAGACCAGACUUGGUGCAUACCUUACUGUGGAAUCCCUCAAGACCCUCCAAGGUAUCAGGACACACGGGAGAAGGUUUAUAUAAACUUAUGCAACAUCUUCCCUCCUGAUCUUGUGAGAAUUGUUAUGAAAAGGAAUCCUCACAUGACAGAUGCUCAGCAACUUGCUGCAGCCAUUUUAGUGGAAAAAUCCCAGCUAGGUUAUUGAAAGAUGAUGAUGCAUCUUUGUGGUGUCUAGUAGUUUUCAGUUCAGCUCUAAUGCUGAGGGAGGUUUGCUACAAUAGCAUAUGUGAUCUCCUUCUCAGCAAGGAGGUUAUAUAGUAAUCCAUUUAUGUGAAAAUACAGUAUCAUGGAAUCUGUAUGUUUAGCCCCAUGCAUUGGAAGUAACAGGUUUGUUUUACAUUCUAACUUGAAAUUUUUAAAUGGUUUUAAGCUAUGUUCAUGACUGAAAUCUUUCCAGUCUAAGUUUAAUAUAUGUGUGUAUAUGUUCUCUGUGGUCUCCGGUAAUAAUCUUUGGUGCAUCAGGGGUUUAUAUGCAGCACUUUCUAUCUUUUUGUUACAUGUUUUGUUAACUUACUGGAUGUAUGUCCUUCAGCUGCAAGGCAUUAAAAGAAUCUGCAGAAAGUUGAAAGAAUUUUAAUAGACCUGGCAAACCGUUUUCAAGCCAAGCUUAAUUUGAACUUUUAACAGCAACUAAUUUAUUAUUUAUUUAUUUUGUGGGCUUCUUUGUGCUAUAAUCAUUUAUUUAUAGAAAACAAAGAUUUACUAUGGCACUGACUUUAUUUUUUAAAUAAAAUAUUAAGUUACCAGUUAAAGUUGAAAUGGGUAACGAUAUAUUAGUAAUUUACAGUAUGGCACUUUUCAUUGCUCUUUUAAGAAUAGUUUUUAAUGAUUUGAUUCAGUUGGUUUAGUAAGAGCAGAUGCAAUCAAAAGUAAAGGAACUCAUUUCCAUUACUUUUCGGAUAAGGCAAAGCCUGGUGGUCUGAUUUGCAAAGAUGCUGAGCAUAUGCAACUCCCUUUGAACCCAGUAAAAGCUGCAGCUGCUCAGAACGGCCUAAAAUCAGCCCAUGAAUGUUUCAGUUCAGAUACGUUCUUAUCCAGCUCUUGUGUGCUUCUGGUCAGUAGAAAUGGAACUGAAAGUUUAGGAUUCCAUGAAAUUGUUUUAUAUGCAUCUCUCUUUUUUUAUUAUUUGUAUUUGUGCACAGAUAUACUGGAUAAAAUAUGCUUUUUCAUAAAAUAUUUACCUGUUUUUUAAAUGAAUCUAAGUAUUCUCAAUGCAAGUUUUGUAUUUAAGAUACUGUUCAAUUUUCUUGCUAUUUAUCAAGGCUGGCCUGAGAAGGUUGUGUGUGUUGAGGAUAUGCAACAUUUAUUAACUGCACUAUGGUAAUGGUAUUGUAGCUGAAAAUGAUAACUUAGACCUUUUUGUAACAUACUGUAUAUGUUCCAGAAGUUAGUUUUUUGGCCUGUUGUAUUAUGGAGGCCUAAUUCUUGCCACAAAUAGUAUAGCUGUAGAAACAGAUUAAAAUAGUCUGUUCUAGUAUUAGUAAGGGAUAUUUCUGGUUAUAAGUCAUGGGUUUUACUAUUGCUUCAAACUUUUUUUAUACAAGGUUUGCAAUCAUUGACAGAGGGCUGUAUUUACAUGAUGUAGUCAGUUGCGUAUAGUUUUAGGAUUCCAUAGAGAGUAACAUUGUUCAGUGUUAGUUCACUGGUUUACAAUAUAAUUGACGAUUAUUUUGAUACACUUGCUGCAAUUUAAAGUAAAGCCCCGAAGAACCAGAAAGUACCUAUACUGUUGAUACAAAUUGUAUCUUUUUAACUGAGAACUAUUUUGAUUUGUAGAUCUAGUUAAAACACAAAUGUGUAACUAUAAUUAGAAUUUUGGGCAACAUUUUAUCCCUUAUUUAAAACAAUAGAUUUUAAUCUAGAAUAGAGUUAGACAAAUAAAAAUACAGUAAUUUAUUUAGAGAAGUGUCUCAAUUUUAUAUUUUUAUAAUUUUGUUUUUAAAAAAGCUAUUGGCAUUUUCUUUCUUCUAAAACAUACCUAGUGUGAACUUACUGAAAUAAAGGUAAAAUGCUGCCUGAAAAUAAUGUCCAAGCACCUUUUGAAUAGGAAAACAUUUUCACUACUUGUGUGACACUGUGUGUUGCAAGAAGUAGGAUUAGGGUAUACAGUAAAUGCUUCUAAAAAGCAUUGAGCUUAUAGACGUAUUCAAUAAUCUGAACCAUGUUCAGCAAACUUAAUUCAGGAAGUGUUCUUCUCUACAGCUUUUACUGUUGAUUUUUUGAGGUGGGAUCUGCAUUCAUGUGUCCCUUGUAACUCAGUACAGGUGGUGCUGUACAUAAGCUAUCCUGAGUUGUUUAGGGGGAGAACCUGUUCACCUGUGACAGUAUUUUUCCCCUUGGUUUUGUUGGUCACUAUCUGUAGAACAUGUUUUAAUGUAGAGGCUAGUAAAGAGCUGACACUGAGGUUAUAAACAGUGAGUCUUGUCUUAGUUGUACACUAAGAUUUUUUUAAAUCAAAUUACACUUUUAAGUAGUACACCAUAGUGUAGGUGCAUCCCUUUUAAUAAUGAUUAUACUAGUGUUUUGUCUGCAAUGCAUUUCUACAUUUAUAUUUGUAUGUAUGAAUUAACUUCUACCAAAAGCUGAAUUCCUUUAAGCAUUUGAAGAGAUGUAUCUGUAAUAGAUACAUUUCAUUUUUUUUAUUUUUUCAGUCAGAAUGUCUCCUAAUAUAUGUAGCAAUUUGACAUAUAAUAUUAAAUCAUUGGUCUUGGCCACAUUAUUAAAAUGGUGAGAGGAGUAACAUGGCACUGUAUGCUGCAGUGCACAGAUAAGAGCUAUCAGCAUUGGAUGCUUCCUUGUAUAUUUAAUACAGUAUUGAAUCAUUUUAAAGCAAGUUGAUUGCUAGAAGCAUUCUUACACCAUGUCAAAUUGUGCUUUGUCCUAAAGCACUAAAAUUGCUUUACAAAAUGUAAGAACAGGAGUUAUUUGGCAGCUUUUAAUAUUGUGGAGUGAUAUGCUAGUUAAAUUCAAGCUUUGUUAUACUGUGCGAAGGAAAUUUACUGCUGACAAAAUAUUGCCCGUUGGUAUUUCUCUCCUUGUGAGUAAUAAAAGCAAAUGAGCAAUACCUUCCAUGAGCUCGUCAUCCUGGAAGAGUUCACUCUAGAUAUUUAGAGAGAUGACACACCAGUAUGUAUAGGACAGUGAUAAUACUGGUGAAACUUUACAUUUGAUUUAUGUUAAAUGCAUUGAUGCAAAUAGUAUAACUGUAAAAUAAGGUGUGAUUUAUAUAUAUUUAAGAAGUCAAACUGGGCUAUUGACUACUUGCCUUUGCUCUGUUUGAGUAAAAGGGGUUUCAUUUAUGGAUAAAGUAUUCCAAGCAAAGCCUUACACCACCAUUGAAGAGAGGGGAACGUUUUACUUUGUCUGCAGUAUUUUUAGGAGAAUUAUUUUGUUACAUUUACCAUAAAUUAUGUAUUUUAAAAAUACAACACUCUGCUUUUAUAGAUGUACCAUAUUUUAUAUGGUACACAUAAUUCCAUAAAACAUCCACUCACAACUUUUAUUUAUCUAGCUAGAUUGUCAAUAUUAGCUUUUUAAACACAUCUCAAAGAUACCUUUUUUAAUGAGUUAAAUGUGCAUGGGCAAUUCUUUUCCCCCUAGUGUUUUAACUUAAGUGAAAUAACACCAAGACUGAGUUUGGCCCAUAUUUUAUAUCAAAGCCAGUCUUAACCACUGUUCCCACUGUGUAGGAUUUUAAAAAAAUUCUUCCUUUUAUCUUUAAAUCUCAGUUACCACCAACUACUAUUCUUCUGAGGUAAGAUCUUGUCUUUGCAGGUAACUUCUUUUCCAGUAUGUCUAAAUUAAAAAACCAAACUAAACCCUAGCAAUUCUGAUGGCAGAGCUGAAAGUUUCACAUUCAGCCAAAUAAAAUAUUGUUCAGGUUUAGGGUGACUGCAGGCAGCGCUCACACUUGAAGGUCAGGAAGGUGAAUUGUUGCUGUGUUUUUGGCCCUUCUUGGAAGGUGUAAGUGGAUAUACAAAGAGAAGAGGGGAAUUUGGCCUUAGGGGUAGGAGGAGAAUAUCAUCUAAAAAUAAAGAUGUGGAUGAAAACCAGCGUAUCUUAUUUCAUCAAACCUAAAACCCUGCAGCCUUUACCUUAGGAAAGUGACAGACUUACGGAGAAGCAUUCUUGGCUGGGAUGGUGGAUGUGAAGGUUUUCAAAUCUAGUCACCACUAUCGCCACAGUAAACAAUUAGUAGAACAUUUGUCAGGUGAAGACUUGAGCAAGAUGUUUUUGGUGUAUUAGGACUGACAUACUGACCCACAGCUGCAAUAAUAUCAGAAUGUUUAAAAAAAUACCCAAUUGACUUAACUGCACAGUAUUAUACCUGUCUGAUAGCGAUGUUAAGAGACCAUUUUUAAAAAUAAAAUAUAGUUUAGAUGUUGGGUUUUUUAUUUACAAUGUAAGUACGUUAUUGUUAAUUUAUUACUUGCAUUAUUAAGAUGAGGUGGAAUACCGUAUUACUAGAAGAAAAAUAUCAAAACAAAGCAAAUUAUUGAUUAAAGCAAAGAUGUCCUUAAUGGCCAUGUUUUGUUUUAAAGAGUUAGGGUUUUUUAAAUGUUGGAUCUCACAUUUUUUGUAUUUUGUAAAUUAGAAAAAAUGGAAGCCAUAGUAUAGUUUAAGAAUUUUAUUUGAAUUAUAUAAAAUACAUGUAGACAUUGUUUAGCUUGAAUAUGUAAAUAAUUCUAUAGUAAUCCAUUUUAAAUAACUCUUCUAACUAAAACUUUUCUAGACAACUACGUUUAUAUCUAGACGUUACGUUCAUGUCUGUGGGAAAAGUUUCACUUAUGCUCAUCCUAAGACUUAAUCAGCAACUGGUGUUCUGAUGAUCUAAUCAUGUAUAUCUCUGAGCAGUCUGUGCACAUGUGAAACUUACUCCUGUAUGUACUUUUUUGCAGUGCAUUACAAACCUUUAUUUUUUGUAUAUAAAAUACACAGUAGCAGGGUAUAAAGGUUACUACCAAAUUAUAGUGAAUUCAGUUAGUAACUGUAGAAUGCUCUACAUAGUUUUGCUGUCUCUGAAUUUCAAUUCUUAGUGUUCACAGAUUUUUUUAAUUGUAUUCUACUGUAUCUAUGUGUUAAUGAUCUAAGUUAAAAUUGUUAUGCCCUCUUUAAAGUGUGAAAAGCUUGGCCUUUGUUCCCAAGAGAUAUUUUUUCAUUCCUCAUUUAGUCUUUGUAAUAAUUUGAGACCCCAAUCCUGCAAAAAUGUAUGCAUAUGUCUAACCUUAAGCACAUGGGUAAUCUCAUUCACUUCAAUGGGACUACUCCCAGGUUUACAGCUAGGCAUGGGCAUAAGUGUUUGUAAGAUUGGGGCCUGAGUAUAUUUUAGACUGGAACCUGGUGAACAUUUUAACGUGUAGGAUCAAAUUCUCUGCUUUUAUAAAUGGGUGAAAUGGUACUAACACCAGCAGAGAAUUUGUCCAGCACUGCGCUUGUUCUAAUGAUUUAAAUGCAGACAGAUAUUUCCAGCUAACAAUUUGUCCAGAUUCUUCUUCACACCACAUCUAUUUUCAACCACAUAAUCUAUUUUUCAUUUUGUAAGGCAACUUUUUACUCAGACGAAGUAUAAUUUCACAUUUUUUAAAAAAUUGAGUGGGAUUCUUAAUGAGACUGAUAUUUAAAAAAAAAAAAUUCACCAACAAAAUACAAAAAUGCAGACCUAGCGGCAUGAGUCAUGGUCUGUUUUGUGUACACAUACACACACACACACGCACACACACACCUUGUAUUGAUGUCCCCUCUGGCAGAAAAAGAGUGCCAGAGAACAGUUUGGACCACCUGAUACACUUUACUCUCUCCCUUCACUGGCUGUUGUGUACUACUUCUGUGAUGUGACUGUUCACAUCUUGUUAGCAGUAUUUUAGACCUUAAGAAAAACCAUUGCAAAGCAUGUACAUGAAUUCUUAUAUUAGAGAAAAAAUAAAGAUACCUUUUUUCUCACGA
Molecule: messenger RNA, 14476 nt
Organism: Chelonia mydas (Green sea turtle)
Lineage: Eukaryota; Metazoa; Chordata; Testudines; Cheloniidae
Gene: ZC3H12C
Product: zinc finger CCCH-type containing 12C
Exons: 8
Coding region: 6030-8678 (882 amino acids)
Cellular component (GO): nucleus; cytoplasmic ribonucleoprotein granule
Molecular function (GO): mRNA binding; RNA endonuclease activity; metal ion binding
Source: RefSeq, a predicted model, not a curated record